CAAGAGUCCUAUAAAUAAAGCAUUAUAGACAUCUUUUUUUUUCACAACAAAAUUAAUAGUAAGAAGAAUAAUAAAGAUGACAAAAGCUUUUAUGAUUUUUGUUCUUGUACUGGUACUAGCAACAUCGUUGUCCAACUCCAACGUUUUGGCCUCAUCGGUGAACAAUCGGUUUGGAUUUGAUAUUUGCAUAAAGCCAUGUUCAAUAUAUUUUCAAGAUCCAUUUUGCCAUAAAGUGUGUACACAAGAUAAAUAUUAUUCAGAUGGAGGAUGUAUAGUUGAGCUGAGAGAGAUCAGAGAGACAGAGAGAACGGAGAGAGUAAGCUUCUACCCGAUUAUAGAAAUGAUUCUCUUCCAAAAGAUCAAUCUUCGUAAACUCUUUGCCUCAAAGAAAUCCCAUAAAAUAUCUCCAGCCACCGUCUCAAAAUCAGCGGAGAAAAGACUCUGCAACGAAACUCUAGAAAAAGAUCACAUCCUCAUGGCGCAUGUUAGCUCACGGUUAGUUUCGCCGGUAAAUUUUUCCCGGUGGGAAGCCACCAUCAUCGGCCCGGCAAGUUGCCCUUUCGAAAACGGAGUCUUCGCCGUUGCCAUUCUCAUCCCCACGGAAUUUCCUUUUGAACCACCCAAAAUCAACUUCAAGACCAAGAUAUUUCAUCCAAAUAUAAACGAGAAUGGAGAAAUCAGUGUUGAUAUUUUGGGACCACGAUGGUCACCGGCGUUGACAAUCAAUUUGGUAUUACUGUCUAUAUGUUCGGUUUUGUCUGACCCGGUUGAACCAUUUUUGGUUGGUAAUCCUGCCGUUAGACUGUACAUGGAAGACCGGAAAGCUUACGAGAAAGUUGCGAGAGACUGGACCGUGAAAUAUGCAAAGGGCUGAUUAAUUGUUCUUACGUCGAUCUAUAGUGUAUAGUCUAUUGUUGAAGACUAUGACUUCUUUAUUUUCAUAUUUACGUCGAGUUAUGUGGUUCGUGUUUGCAUAGCGUGCUCUUCUUGCAUGCAUCCUGAGCUUUUCUUGCAUAAAUUACGAUACUUUGGAUCACAAGCCUAAGCUUGAUUAGUAAUAUAUCUUAUUACUUUUGCUUCGGUCUUAGAUGAAAAUGUUAUUUAUUUUAUUUUUAAGUUAAUUUACAC
Messenger RNA from Thlaspi arvense, 1128 nucleotides. The record is from the annotation of a GenBank genome assembly. Lineage: Eukaryota; Viridiplantae; Streptophyta; Magnoliopsida; Brassicales; Brassicaceae.